Rangifer tarandus platyrhynchus (Svalbard reindeer) is the source of this 824-nucleotide messenger RNA. The record is from the annotation of a GenBank genome assembly. NCBI's taxonomy places the organism in Eukaryota, Metazoa, Chordata, Mammalia, Artiodactyla, Cervidae.
GCGACCCGCGCUCUACACGUAAUCUGGUCCACGUGGUGGACGGUCCCCGUCCACAGCCCAUCCAGUAUCUGCACCGCCGGUGCCGACAAGCUGCACCUAAUGACUACUUGACAGUCUCGCCGGCGUCUUUAAGACGAUACCUUUCCUUUCUUCGUAACGAGGGUCGUCUACAUGAGGAUCUUCGGCGCUCGGCUAUGCAGACCGUGGAUGGACGACGUGCACAGCGGGUCUUGAGAGCGGCUCAGCGAGAAAGCGUUGUAAUUCGUCAACUUCCGAGGGUCUCUAACACGUCGAUCUGCAAGCACCCAAUAAUUGGCGCGCAUGUCCUGACGAACUGCUAUCGACACAGCACCUGGCUGCAUGCAAAACUGGGGCUGUGUAAGUGGCGCAUCCGCUUAUUUGCACGCGGGGUUUUAUUCGACCCAAAGGUCGCUCGAGAAGUGGAACACGUGCGUCAGCGUCGUAGCUUCUGCCGUGUCACCCGCUAUCAUUCGUUCGCGCACUUCUACGAAAGCAGAACAGCAUGUAUUCCGUGUCUCGCGCGGCUGUCCAAAAGAGCCCUCCUGUUGGAUUUGCAGCUAGCGUCCACCGCCGGCUGCAAACGCCUCCGAUGCCUAGCCGGCUGGCCGUGUCCUUCAAGCCCCCACUUCGAGCUAGCCCCGCCACAUCGAGGCACGCGCGUCUCUCAAAUGCGGCGGAUCGCGCCCGACGCGUAUGCGCGGCUCUCGCCGACGUUGCUCCGCGCCAGUGAGCACGCAGCCGCCUUGCGUCGGCCUCCUGCGCUAGUCUCGCGAACGCCACGCUGCUUACAUCUACGAGGCUGA